AUGGCUCUCCUCGAUACCCCGCAGAGCGUGGGAGGGCCGACUAUGUUCGGCAUGCCUAUGAAGCAGGUGUCCCUUAUCACGUUGACCUUUCAGAACUCUGCCCUAAUCCUCAUAAUGCAUUAUUCGCGAAUGAUGCCCCCGAACGGCGACCACCGGUAUUUCACAUCAACCGCCGUUUUCCUCACCGAGGUGAUCAAGCUUGCUAUCUCUUUGACGUUCGCCAUAUACGAGGUUUCCAGGAGUUUAGCUCCCUCCACCCCAGCGACGGUGCUCUUUGAGCAGAUAUAUAACUCGGUGUUCUCUGGAGAUGGGUGGAAAUUGGCUAUUCCCGCGACACUAUACACAUUACAAAAUACGCUACAGUACGUGGCAGUGGGCAACUUGGACCCGGUGCAUUUCCAAAUAUUGUAUCAGCUAAAGAUUCUCACAACGGCUCUCUUCACCGUGACCAUGCUCGGCCGAACACUAUCUGGGAAACGAUGGAUCUCGCUGGUUGUUCUAACAAUUGGCGUAUCGAUUGUUUCGAUUCCGUCCUCAAAUUCCAAGGACAACUCAUUCAUGAUCCACGACAUGACGGAUCAUUUCUUCCCUCGCUCUGUGCACGAGCUGGGGCAGGUGGCCAAUGGCGUGGGUGAUGUGGCUAGGGAAUUGACGAAACGAACACUCGACGGUCUCGCCAAUGUUGGGGAAGGUCUAGCAAAGCGAUCUGCCACAUACGAAGGAAUCGAGGAGGAUCAGAACCUGGCGCCAGUAAUGAACUAUGGCAUCGGCUUGACUGCGGUCCUCGUGGCCGCGGCCAUCUCCGGCUUGACUGGUGUCUAUUUUGAGAAGGUUCUGAAGGACCCCACGUCGCCCGUCUCGGUUUGGACUCGCAACAUCCAGCUGUCCUUUUAUUCGUUGUUUCCUGCCCUAUUCAUUGGGAUUUUCUACAAGGAUGGGGACGACAUUGCCAAGCACGGGUUUUUUGACGGCUACAACUGGGUUGUGUGGGCCUUGAUCUUGCUCCAAGCGUUUGGCGGUGUCCUAGCUUCGCUAUGCAUCAACUACGCCGACAACAUUGCUAAGAACUUCGCAACGAGCAUAAGCAUCGUCAUCAGCUUCCUGUUCAGUGUUUGGUUCUUCAAUGUCACGGUGUCCUUGACGUUCCUCAUUGGCACCGCCUUAGUCCUUGUAUCGACCUUCUUAUACAGUGGUCCGGAUCGAAAGCGGGGCCGACCUCCGCCGAUCAACAUCGUCAGUUACGAGAAGACUACGAUCGACCCCCUAAACACGCCGAGGUACACAGACGACAAGCUCGGUGUCCCAGAUCCUCUGGAAGCGGUCAAGGCGAUGGGGUUGUCGACAUCGAGACCAGCCUCGCCGCUACGCCACCACGUCCGGGUACCCUCAGCACGAGGAAAGAGGGAUGAAUGA
This is a messenger RNA of Pseudomassariella vexata, 1413 nucleotides long. Its product is annotated as nucleotide-sugar transporter. The transcript is spliced from 4 exons. The record is from RefSeq and is a predicted model, not a curated record. Gene Ontology annotation, molecular function: UDP-galactose transmembrane transporter activity. Gene Ontology annotation, cellular component: Golgi membrane. NCBI's taxonomy places the organism in Eukaryota, Fungi, Ascomycota, Sordariomycetes, Amphisphaeriales, Pseudomassariaceae. Bases 1 to 1413 code for a protein of 470 amino acids. Gene Ontology annotation, biological process: pyrimidine nucleotide-sugar transmembrane transport.